AUGCCAAAAGUGUGUUUGAAUAUGGUCUUGCUGGGAAGAACAAGAGCUGGGAAAAGUUCAACAGGGAACACAAUACUGGGACGAGAAGCAUUUAGUAUAAUGAAAAGCUGCAAAUCUACUACUGAAGUCGGUGAUGUUUGUGGAUUACUGAUCGUUGUUUAUGACACACCAGGAUUUUCUGGUGCAGAGAGUGAGGAAGAGCUUUUGAAAUAUCAGGAGGUUCUCCAGAAAUGUGAAUCAGGCAUGUGUGCGUUUCUCCUGGUUCUUCGGUCAGACAGAUUCACACAAGAAGAUCAAGAAAUUGUGAAGAAGGCUGAGGAGCUGCUGGGAGAGCAAUGCUUGAAUAAAAUCUGGAUUCUCUUCACCAGAGGAGACGAACUGGAAUAUGAAAACAAGAAGAUAAAUGAAGUCAUUAAUAAGACUGAAUUCUUGAAGAAACUUACUCAGAAAUAUGAAGGCAGAUUUCACGUGUUCAACAACAAGAGAGGAGCAAGUGGCCAAGUGAAAUCUCUGAUAACUAAAGUUUUCCAGAACAACUUAAAGAAUCUCUCCCAAAAUCCUUGGCAAAGUAUUGCCAUCCGUGUCCAGGACACCUCUGAUGACAGCGUCUCAUGUAGGAGGAUUGUUCUUCUGGGUAAAAGUGGUGCUGGGAAAAGUUCAGCUGGAAACACAAUACUGGGAGAGGAGGUGUUUAAAUCGACACCUGACACAAAAUCAGAAACCAGUGGAUGUUCAGAGAAACACAUCACUGUUUCAGGAAGAAAAAUAUCUGUAGUUGAUACUCCUGGAUUAUUUGAUACAGAGAUGAGCCCUGAGGAGUUAAUGACAGAGAUAGCGAGAAGUGUUUAUUUAUCCAGUCCUGGACCUCAUGCUUUUCUCAUUGUGUUUAAUGUGAAUGUGAGGAUCACUGAGCAGGAGCAGCAGAUUCCUCAGAUGAUUGAGAUGAUGUUUGGUCAGGAGGUGUUAAAAUAUUCCAUCAUUCUCUUCACUCAUGGAGAUCUGCUGAAAGGAAAAUCCAUGGAGCAAGCCAUUAUAAAGAAUAGUAGAUUAAAAGAUCUAGUAGAUCAGUGUGGCGGCAGAUAUCAGGUCUUCAACAAUAAAGAUCAGAAUAACAGAAAGCAGGUCAGUGAUCUAGAGCAGAAGUCUAACUCUAUGAUAGAGCAGAACGGAGGAGGACAUUACAGUAAUCAGAUGUUUGAAGAUGCUCAGAGAUUCAGACAAGAGGAAAGAAAGAGAAGACUGAUGGAAGAAGAAAUGAGACAGAGAGAGGAAGAGAGGAGACGGAUAGAAGAAGAGAGGAGAAAAGCACAAGAGAAAAUUCGUAAAAUUUUUAUCUUUGGUGCAGCUUGUGUUGGAGCUGUUGUUGCUGCACCUUUUGGUGCUGUUCUUGCUGGAGCUGCUGGUGUUGCAGCUGUUGCUGGAGCUGCUGCCGGAGCUGCUGGUGGAGCUGCUGUUGCUGGAGCUGCUGGUGGACUUGCUGGUGCUGCUGCUGCGGAUGGAGCUUUUAAUGCCGCAGCUGCUCACGUACAGAGGAGGCAGAGAGAGGAGGAGAGAAGACAACAGGAGAGUAAAAAUGAGAAAGUUAUGAAAAAGUGA
Molecule: messenger RNA, 1596 nt
Organism: Sinocyclocheilus grahami
Lineage: Eukaryota; Metazoa; Chordata; Actinopteri; Cypriniformes; Cyprinidae
Product: GTPase IMAP family member 8-like
Exons: 2
Coding region: 1-1596 (531 amino acids)
Molecular function (GO): GTP binding
Source: RefSeq, a predicted model, not a curated record